This is a messenger RNA of Sarcophilus harrisii (Tasmanian devil), 3125 nucleotides long. It is a transcript of the gene STPG3, whose product is annotated as sperm-tail PG-rich repeat containing 3. Lineage: Eukaryota; Metazoa; Chordata; Mammalia; Dasyuromorphia; Dasyuridae. The transcript is spliced from 7 exons. The record is from RefSeq and is a predicted model, not a curated record. Bases 138 to 977 code for a protein of 279 amino acids.
AGAACCAGAAGAACACCCUUCCCCCAUUCUUCACCAUGGCAACAACUAGAAGGUCCUUGUGAUGUGACCAUGAUGUCUGGCCUGGAGAAAGUCUAGACUAGCCAACACAGAGAACACAAUAUUUAAAUUGGAAAAAGAUGAAUUUUGACCAGAAGGCUGUGAAGUUUUUGGCAAAUUUUUAUAUGAAUGGAGGUCAACAUUGGACCCAUGGUGGUAUACAGACAAAGCAGCCAGUACCUCCCAGCAGCGGGAAGAAGUUGUCUGGGAUCCAUCAAGUCCUAUCUGCCCAUCCCCAUUUAGAAAGAUGGGAGUCUAUGAAACAUCCAGUGCCCCAGGAUCUUCAAAAAAUUCCUCUGGAGGUAACCAGCCUGUUACAGGAUCCACAUCUUUGCCGGGUCAGGAAUAUAAAAGAACUCACUCUAGAAAGACGACCUCCGAUCCUGAUAGACAUGGAUGUUCCGGGGCCCACCCAGUACUCUGCACCUGAUGUGAGCAUCCGGGAGUCUACACCACAUCCUCACUACAGCAUUAGCUGCAAGACACCCACUCGGGAUGGUGGUGGUCGCAGGGCAUGGCAAACAACCUGGUUCCAGAGUGAAAGCCCCUUCACACAGAAGGCAGAUUUCGUCAAGGAGCAGAAGUGGCCAUCUCCAUUCCACUACACACAGCCCUGCAGUCUGGGACCCCUGCAGCCCAGCCGACCCAGCUUCCCUGCCUAUAGCUUUGGCCACAAGAGGCUGAAUACCAAGGCCAAGGAAACUCGGCCCAGCCCCAACACCUACAAUGUUCUCCCAGGCUUUCAGCUUAAAGGACCUCGAUCUCCUGCUUUCUCAAUGAGCCGGUCCCAGACCUUCAACAGUUGGAUCAGUCCUGACUUUGGUGGUCUGCACUAUCCUAUCUGGCCCUGCCUGCCCUCAGCUGGGGCUGCUGCUGUGUGCUGGGAUCAGGAGUGUUCUGGCUUCCUUGGGGUUGAGUAGGUGGCUGAUUUUGAAGCACUUGAUUUCCGGAACCACUUGAUCCCCUCCCACCCUGCAUGGUGCCUGCAGGGGCCAUGACCAUCAUUCUCAUGCUCCAAGGGAAAAAAGGCAAAGUGGACAUACCUGGGAGAAAUGACAUCAAAUUUUAAACAUGAAAUAAUCUUUUCCAUUUUGGUUUGAACAAGUCAUCCUCAGCGAAACCAUGACAAUGCAUUCUGUACUUAUCAACUAAGGGGUUAAUGGGAGUCAGUUGCAUUGUUUAUAAAAAAGACAGGGAGGAACUUUUCAGAGGCUCAAAAUUCUUUAUUUGGGCUAAUGUGUAUCCCCUGAUAAGUGAUGCUUAUAGUGACCAUUGCAUCAUAGAUUUUGAGCCAGAAGGAGCCUCAGACCAUGCAGUCCAAUCAUUUUACCAAAAAGAAAACAGGCUCAGAGAGAUGGUGAUUUCAAUUACAUUAAAGCAGAAGAAUUGGGAUUUGAGCUCAGCUUGUCAGACACCAGAUCCAACAUUCUUAACUCCAGAUAUAUGCUUGAGGUUCAAGAGCUGAUCCUAGAGUUACAAAAGAGUGAUCCCAUUCCCCACACCACUGUUUUAAGAGAACCUUGUCUACAAUGCUAUAGAACUCUUAGGAAAUCAUCUACUCUUACUGUGGGAAAGGUCAUCUAGUUCAGUCCCCUGCAUGAGGCAGGACUCCCCUCUCCAAUUCCCAGGGAAUGGUAACCCAGGCUUUCCCUGAAGACCUUCAGUCCAUUCCACUUUUGCUCCUCUGUAAUUACUAAGUUUUUCUUUGCCUUGAUUUUUCCAUUUGUUUUUGUAAUGCCUUCUGAAGACCAAGCAGAAUCAAGUGAAUCCCAGUUCCACAUGGCAAUCUUAAGAGAUUUGAAUGCGGGUCCUCCCUUGCUAUUGCCUCUCUUCAUAGCUUCAGGUUUCUUCACCUUCAGGGUCCCCUUCCUCUGGAUGGGUCUUUUUUUGGCCUGGGCAGACUCUGGGCCCCACAGUCCCGUGUCCAAGCUCUCUGCAUGUCUUUAUUUCCUUCAGGAGGCUUCCUUACGGCCAGUCAUUGCUCUUUCCAAGUUAUUUUUGAAGAGUUCACCAAAACCUCUCCUACAAGGCUGAGGCUAGAAUACCCUCAUGUCUUACCUCAGCCUGAGAUGCUUGCCUGUCUCCAGAAGUCAUAGCUCCGCAAUCCCAUGUCAGUUCUUCCAAGUUGGGGCCUGAGGUCCCAAGGUCAACUCUGAUCUUUUAGGGGACCAACAAUCUAGUGUGACUCAGCCGGCCUGAAAAGCAGCCUCAAUUUCCAUAGCCCUGGUGUGGCCGGGGCAGCUGGCAGAGAGUCCUCAGGAGGCACUGUGCCUUUCCUAGCGGGGAGUUUGCAGGACUGUGCUCCCAGACCCUCUGUAAGCUGUGGGGUGACUUGGGUCAUAUGUUCAUUCCUCUGCCAAGAGCUGCAGAAAUAAGGGGGCAGGAACCACUUCGGGGUGGGACACUCAAGUUGGGGCCAGAGGCAGGUCCUAAGUGGAUAUAGGAGACUCUGGGAGCUUGACCAGAACCAGGCCUUAGAAACCUCUGGCCCCUUUCCAGCCUAAGCCUCCAUGACUCCUGGAUGACCUUAAAGGCUGAUUCCCUCUACUUAUUUCCUAGUUCCAGCUUAGUUUCUCCUUUGAGGUCAGCUCAGAUUUAGCAUGAACCUAUGUGUUCCACUUGGAGAAGUGCUUUUAUCUGAUUCUCCUUGGGCUAUAAAUACUUCAGUGCAAGAAUGAAGUCAUCUUGGGAGUGGCUGGUAUGGGGCCGGGAGGGGCCUGGCUUUGGCUCUCCUCAUACAGGAACCCACAUGAAGAAGCUAGAAAAGGUCUGGUGGGCAGAGAAGACCCAGGGCCUGGACUUAGGCGGUUGAGAGCUCCAUGCAGAAGACCAUCUCUCAGAUGGAUAUGCAGAUAAUGCUACCCUGAGCUUCCCCAUUCUGUUCCACAGUCAAUCCUUUUACCCCACCACUCUCCUAACUUCCAGUCUGUCUGUCCCUGUGAGGGGUAGGGGGAGGGAGUGAGGGGGAGGGGAGGGAGAAAGCAGGGUAUCUGGAUCAUUGUUAUAGUGAGAUGGCAUCGUGGUAGUAUGUAUGUGUAUAUAUAUUACAUACAAUAUAUAUACACACA